This is a messenger RNA of Neurospora hispaniola, 509 nucleotides long. RefSeq lists its product as uncharacterized. The record is from RefSeq and is a predicted model, not a curated record. The transcript has 2 exons. NCBI's taxonomy places the organism in Eukaryota, Fungi, Ascomycota, Sordariomycetes, Sordariales, Sordariaceae. Bases 1 to 360 code for a protein of 119 amino acids.
AUGGUAACGCGGGGGAAGAUCAAAGCAUCGAAUCGAUCAGAUCUCUCUUUCUUGUUUCUCGGUCCACGAAAGACCCUUUCCCAAGUAAACCCUCGAUCGGACGCAUACUCGCACGGCAAUGCAGUGUUCAGUUAUCCAUUCGUCUCCCCCCUUCUUCUUUCUACUUGUUCUCCUCUUUCAAACGUCAAGUAUCAUGUCGCUACUAAUGUGUCACGGGCGUCUAGACCCUCGAGUACGAAAUGCUUAGAAGUCCUCUGCGCCCGAUGGUGUGGCACUGGGAUUCCCGCCCGUUUUUGUGACACCCUUCAGAUGAUUUGUUGGCUAGGCAGACUUAUGUCAUUACCCAUUUUCCACUGUUGAGGUGGCAUACGUAUUUGAUAUCGAGGAGUAGUGAUUCUUGUUUGGUGCCGUGUGUCGGAAUAGUCUGUGGCGAGUCUAAGUUUCGUCGGGCUCGACGAGGGUGAGGCGUAAAGCUAACAUCGAAGAUAUCAGUACUCAUUACCUUGGAG